GUUAAACCUCGCGCUCGCUUUCCUAUCUCGACCGUUCCCCAACCAAUGAACCACUAAGACACCUCUGGUUAGCAAGGACCAGUUCAAGCACCCCACGCUACAAAAACUCCACUAAACCCCUGUCGGCGCAAGCUCCCAGAUCUCCCAAAUCUCGGGGGGGGGGAGUACCUCGGUUUCUCUCCACACUCAUGAUCUUGAACCUUUUUCAUUUCUCUACGCAUCGUGACUUGAACCUGUUGUCUUUUAUUUCAAUCUCGCGCUUCUCUGAACGCUUAAUCUCUUCUCUUCUUAAUUAAUAACUAUCCAACUCAAGACCCUACCAUGUUCGAUCCAUCUACUCCUCCAACAGCUUGUUGCCCCUUCUGCACAAUCUGCACCAUCUUCAAGCCCUAUGAUCCUCUCAACCCUCCUCCCCAAUCAUCACCAUCAAUAGACCCCGAGCUCGUAUCCCCUGCAUCCUUCAUCGUGCUCUCCACCCCGACACUUAUCGCCUUUCUCGACAUCCUACCUCUCAGCCGCGGUCACCUCCUCCUCUGCCCAAGACCUCAUCGCCCCAAGCUUACCGACGUGACCGACUCCGAGUCCGCAGAGCUGGGUCGUUAUCUGCGCGUUUUAUCCAAGGCGACGGCUCGCGCCACAGGUGUUGAAGACUGGAACGUGGUGCAGAACAACGGCGCUGCUGCUGCCCAGGUCGUUCCUCACAUGCACUUCCACAUCAUCCCCAGACCGGAAAUUCGCGCCAGCGGUAGGUUCAGUGAGAGCUUUACCAUGUUUGGAAGAGGGAAGCGGGAGGAGCUGGAUGAUGAUGAGGCAGCCCAGUUGGCUGAGGAGCUGAGGCAGAGUGUCGCCGCCGUCCUGAAGGAAGAGGAGGAGGAGACAGCAGUUUCUUGUUGUCUCAUUGGUCACUCUUCGGAUCAGCGUGCCAUUUUGGGGUCUCUUUAUUACAUUCUCAUAUCUCUAUCCAAUACCCAUGACAUGUAA
Molecule: messenger RNA, 981 nt
Organism: Fusarium vanettenii 77-13-4
Lineage: Eukaryota; Fungi; Ascomycota; Sordariomycetes; Hypocreales; Nectriaceae
Exons: 2
Coding region: 322-981 (219 amino acids)
Biological process (GO): nucleotide metabolic process
Molecular function (GO): catalytic activity
Source: RefSeq, a predicted model, not a curated record